Symbiodinium necroappetens is the source of this 1917-nucleotide messenger RNA. NCBI's taxonomy places the organism in Eukaryota, Dinophyceae, Suessiales, Symbiodiniaceae. The record is from the annotation of a GenBank genome assembly.
GCGUUUAAAGAGCUGCAGAAGGAGAACGCAGCGCUCAGGGACGAGGUCCGCAGCCUCGGCGCGCGCGUCGCGGCCCUGGAGGGUCUCAAGACGGAGGAUGUUCCCAGCGAGCCGCUUCUGGGAGGGGAGGAGGAGGUGCCAGUUCAGAUGGGCGAAAACGCUUGGAACAUCUUGGCGGUGGUGGGGUUGACAGAUGCUGGAAUCUGGGAUGUUUCCCUUUCCUUGCUGCUUUACCUUGGGAACAUCAUGAUGCAGGCCACCUUCAUCGGAAUCCUGUUUGGCCACAGCUUCCUUGGCGAUCCCUUCGAGAGCAACGUGGAAAACAGUCGCGUCUGGCGGAAUAAGAUCGCUCACUCCUACCAGUACGUGGACUUAGCGCAGACGAGUCUCGUGACUCGAGUUUGCGAUGAAGACAGCUCCCUCAUCCAUGCCUCCUCGCAGGCAAAGUUGUUGUCCGACAUAAACAACUACCUAGGACUGCAGAAGACCGCCUUCGAGGCCACCCUGGAGCAACCAGGCGUGACACUUUGCAUGUUGUGCAUGGCUCUAUGGAGCCUCUGUGUCUUCAUCGAGCUCCGCGACAUCUGGCUGCACCUGCAGGCCAUGAUGCAGGUGCCCCGGGCAGAGCGCACCGAGUUGCGCAAGGGAACCUUCCUGAGCGUUUCUGUGAACCGGUUUAGACUCCUCCUCGCGUCUUCGCUCCUCCGCGCCGUGCUCGCGAUCGCGCUUCUGGUGGCCGGCUUGCAGUGGCUCGGGGGCACCACGUCCAUCGCCGACCUGAUCCUGAAUGCCGUCGCCCUGAAUGCCAUUCUGGACAUCGAUGACUUCGUCUUCCAGGCGGUGAUGCCGACGAAGAUUCAGCUGGCACUCCGAGGUCUGGAGCCGAUACCUCUUCGCUACACGCCCCAAAGGAGCCAAGUGGAGUCUGCCUUUCAAUUUCUGGGAUUGGUCUUGAUGCUCUUGAUUCCCUAUACCGUGCUCGUGGUCCCCUUGAGCUAUCACAUGCUUGAGGUUAAGAGGGAGAUGUGCCUUGGCAUCCAGAACUUCGUCGUGGCUUACAAUUCCGAUGUCGGCAUGACCUACGGGCUCAUGUCUCGUGGCGCCGGGGACGCCCACGACACCUUGGCCGAGCUGGCCGUUGAAAGCUACAAGUUCAAAAUGGAGAGUCCCUGGAACCCAAAGAACGGAGCGGAACCGCCUGCGCCGAAAUACAUGCAGCUUAGUCUGGAAACUCAGCAAUUCGAGUUUGGUCGCAUCCGGAAGAUGUCUGAGGAGGCGGAGUACUUCCCGGUAUGUUGGGAGAAAGACAUCAAUCCAGACGACAAGUCAGACGCUUCUAUAUCCAGCUUGAGUGCCAUUGCGCGCGGCCGCAUGAACGCCGCAGCUUUCGAUGUCAAUAGCAAGGCCACCACCUGCAAGGAGCUGAAAGCGUCGUGCUAUCUUCCGGAGGCACGAAUGCUGCGGCUCAUGUGCGGCCAGACAUGUGGAUGCACAGAUGCGAUGUCGUCUCCAUGGUACAAAGUCCAAAGAGAGGGCUGCGCUGGGAGGUGUCUCGAAGAACGGACGAUGCAGAUUAGGGAUCUGCCGUGCAAAGACUUUCCUGAAGCGGGUGCCGAAGACGGCUGGAAUCAUUUCUGGGAUAACUUGGACGAUAUCUUUGCCGAGUUCUUCGGGCCGAACCGAAUGCCCUACGACAAAAAAGACCUUGAAAAAAUCGCAUUGAUCAAAGCCGGCGGCUGCCCAAAGCUGAAAGCGAAUCCGAUCGAUAAACUAACAGGAGAGAGCCUCUGCGAGGGAAUGGCCGAGUUGUUCGGCCCGCUCGCCUACCUCUGCCCGGUCACCUGUGGCUGCCAAAGUCUCACAUCCGAGGAUGCCUUGGCAGAGCAUUGCCCAAAGAGCUGCCUUAAGCCGAUUUGA